UCAAGAUCAACCGGUGGUGCACGAUCCUAUACCAGUUGCCUUUGCUUUCCCAGGAGGCAUGCCCGCAAUGAUGGCGCAGCCAAUGGUCGAGGGCAGGAAGGCUGUCAAGUUCGCAGAGCCAAUUGUGCAAGCCACCCCUGAGGAGAUUUCACCGUCACUUGAUGAAGUUUACCGCAUGAUCGAGGAGACAGCAUUGCAGAGGAGUUCCUCACGAGGGCAAGGGCAAUCAAGUUCCAAUGUGCCUGCAGAUACGGUAUCUGAGGAUACCAUUAGGAGUGUCACCCCUGGUCCUGUGAGGCAGCAGAGGGUAGUUCACCCACCCCCCGCGGAAGACUACGAGCCCGAAUUCAGGGCCACUAAGGAACAGACCCAGCUGUACGAUAUCGUCAAGCGUUUUGGAAAUGCGAGGACCAACAGCAAGCACAUGAAGGAGCUGAAAGCAACGAAAGUCAUUCAGUGCGGAGCGACGUACGUCGACCUGGGUGAUCUUGCCGAGUCCGUGAGGCCAAACGGAAAAAUGUCGACGAAUGUAGUUGCAUGCGGGAUCGACUACAUCAACAAUCACACCGAUGUAUGCGCCGACAAGAUAAUCAUGCAUUACAGUGUGACCUGCAAAAUAUGGGAUGGUGACUUCCACCACAAAAUCCUGAGGAACAAUUUUGCACAACACGGUGACUUCAAGCUCACACUGAAGAAAUAUGUGAGUACUCCUUUCCUGUCUGCACCGUUUUUUCACAUGGCGUGGUUUUUUGCCAGAACCUGUACUUGUGUUUGUGUGGCAGAAGUUUUCAUGUGGCAACAGUUGCCGUGCACACUGACUUCUUGAUUUUUUGUAUCCCCAUGCAAACUAUGUGGCAACUUGAUAGUAAAAUACAUGGCUC
This is a messenger RNA of Triticum aestivum (bread wheat), 881 nucleotides long. RefSeq lists its product as uncharacterized. The coding region runs from base 59 to 826 and encodes 255 amino acids. The transcript has 3 exons. Lineage: Eukaryota; Viridiplantae; Streptophyta; Magnoliopsida; Poales; Poaceae. The record is from RefSeq and is a predicted model, not a curated record.